Molecule: messenger RNA, 1193 nt
Organism: Clunio marinus
Lineage: Eukaryota; Metazoa; Arthropoda; Insecta; Diptera; Chironomidae
Source: the annotation of a GenBank genome assembly
AAUCUAUGGAAAGCAAGAAAAAAGAAAGAAAAAAAUAAGAAGGAAAUUAUUAAGUGGAACACAAAUUAAUCAUGCGGCUAAAGAGGAGUUUCCAACAAACAUUAAACCUACAUAUAAUUUGUAUUUUGUUACUUAAAAUUGCCUCAACAUUGUGUAAUGAACUUGAGCUACCAUCAAAAUAUGUUCAAGCGGCUUCAGGACAUACAAACAACUGGGCAGUGUUAGUCGACACAAGCAGAUUUUGGUUCAACUAUCGUCAUGUAGCAAACGUUCUUUCAAUUUAUCGCUCAGUGAAACGCUUAGGAAUUCCAGAUUCUCAAAUUAUUCUUAUGAUUGCUGAAGAUAUGGCUUGCAACCCAAGAAAUCCACGACCAGCUACUGUUUUUAAUAAUGCAAAUCAACAUAUAAACGUUUAUGGCGAUGAUGUUGAAGUUGAUUAUCGUGGCUAUGAAGUAACUGUCGAGAACUUCGUUCGAUUGCUCACUGGUCGUGUUAAAAAUGGCACAGCAAGAAGUAAAAAAUUGUUGACCGAUCCAGGUUCAAAUGUUCUCAUCUAUCUGACAGGUCAUGGAGGUGAAGGAUUCUUAAAAUUUCAAGAUUCAGAAGAAAUAACAAAUCAAGAACUUGCUGAUGCCAUCGAGCAAAUGUGGCAAAAGCAAAGAUAUCAUGAACUCUUUUUCAUGAUUGACACUUGUCAAGCUGCGUCAAUGUACGAGAAAUUUUAUUCUCCAAAUAUUCUCGCAGUUGCAAGUAGUUUGGUUGGUGAAGAUUCGUUGUCACAUCAUGUUGAUCCUGCAAUUGGUGUGUACAUCAUUGAUCGCUACACUUAUUAUGCCCUUGAAUUUCUUGAGAAAGUUGAGCCUAAUAGUAAAAGAACGAUGGGCGAGUUUCUCACAGUUUGUCCGAAGCGUGUUUGCAUAUCAACUGUCGGAAUCCGACGUGAUUUGUAUCCAAAAGAUCCUCAUUCAGUUCCAAUCACAAAUUUCUUUGGAUCAGUUCGUCCAACAGAAAUAACGAGCGGAGUUGUGAACAUAACAUUUACAGGAAUUCCAGAAGACGAAGAUAGUCUAGAAAUUAAACAAAUAGCGAAAGGCGCAACUUAUGGCGAUCUUAAAAUUAAAUUUCAUGAACAAUUCCCUUCAAAAUUAUUUCAAUAAAAGUCAUCAACCAAAGAUUUUUCCAUAGAUUAAAAA